AUUGCAUUUAAUUAUGUGAUUUUCUUCAAACAUUAACUCCUUGGCACCCCAAUAAAGACAUGGACUCAAACACAUCCCGAAAUGAUUGUGCACCAUCUCCAAUUGGCUUUUCGAUUGGUUGAUGUUAUUAGUUAUUACUACUCAUAACUUUCAUUAAUUUGUGGCCAAAACUGAAAGGACUUUCCAAUUAGAAAGUCAAGAGUCCCUUCCAUGCAGCAUAUAUUUAUUUCUUCGUACCAAUUCCCCAAUGUUCAUGAAUCAUGACUCAUCAUGAGCGCCAAUGAAAAGGGUAUUAAAAGGAGGUACUAGCCAGGGUGAAUUCCAUAUAGCCCAAAGACUUGUUCAUUCAAAGUUUCAUAAUCACUGUUAAUAUACGAAAUUGACAUGGCAGCCACUAAGGUAAGCCUGAAGCUUCUGAUAGACAAAAAGGAACACCAAGUGAUCUUCGCUGAAGCCGGCAAGGAAUUUGUUGAUUUCCUUAUUACAAUUCUUGGUCUGCCGGUUGGAACUGUCAUUAGGCUGCUUAGAAGCCAAGGCAUGGUAGGCUGCUUGCAAAACCUGUACGAGAGCAUUGAAAAUCUGAGUGAUAGUUACCUUCAGCCAGGCCAAAACAAGUCCACUCUGCUCAUGCCCAUUGUACACAUCAAUGGUGGUCCUCUACUAUUGCCAAACGUAGAAUCAUCAACAUCAUGGAACUUGUAUAGUUGUAGUACCAGUCGUAACUAUAGUACCAGUAGUAACUACAACUCUAAGUCAUACUCCUAUAUAAAAAUGAAAAAUAAAAAAAACUCUAAUUCAUGCUUAAGGAGUCGACAACCACAGCAAUCUUAUUCAGCAACAAAUGAAAACUGUAAUUCAUACGUGUCUGCUGACAGCAAUGCUAUCUGUCCUUCGUGUAGGUUAUGUAUGACCCAAAAGUUGAAUUUUGUAGAACCACCAGAGGCAAACAAUCAUGACUCCUCCAGCAGUGAGGGAGGGUACGUGAAAGGUGUGGUUACAUACAUGGUUAUGGAUGAUCUGAAGGUGAGACCAAUGUCCAUCAUCUCCGGUAUCACCUUGCUUAACAAGUUGGCCAAGGAAAUUGGAGCUCUUGAGGAGAAAGUGGUCCAUUUGGCCAUGGAUGAGGGUGUGAAAUUGCUCAAGGCUUCUUUGCUGUCGAACAGUGUUCUUACUGAUGUCUUCCUCCCAAAGUAGGAAAAGAAUUCAGCUGCUAGCGAGAGGUAGAAUAAUGCUGUCACAUCUUUUGGGCAUCUUUUUUUCUAAAUGCAAGAGAUUUGAGUAGUUGCCAGGAAGAGGAUGUUUUUCUGUUGCAAAUAUGUUGCAAACAUAAGUCAAAUUUGUUGUGGCAAUAUAAGGGGCAAUGUACAUUUUUUUUUUUUUUUGGGAUAAGUUAAAGGGCAAUGUAUUUGACCUUCUCUCACUCUCUUUCUCUUCUUUUGGGAAAUUUAUUUACUCAGUAUUUAUUAAAUGAUAUCUUUUUUUUUUUUUUU
Molecule: messenger RNA, 1490 nt
Organism: Quercus robur (English oak)
Lineage: Eukaryota; Viridiplantae; Streptophyta; Magnoliopsida; Fagales; Fagaceae
Exons: 2
Coding region: 385-1194 (269 amino acids)
Source: RefSeq, a predicted model, not a curated record